Messenger RNA from Brassica napus (rape), 1669 nucleotides. RefSeq lists its product as uncharacterized. The record is from RefSeq and is a predicted model, not a curated record. NCBI's taxonomy places the organism in Eukaryota, Viridiplantae, Streptophyta, Magnoliopsida, Brassicales, Brassicaceae. The coding region runs from base 311 to 604 and encodes 97 amino acids. The transcript has 2 exons.
UUUUGGCUCAUGAUCAGCUCUGUAAAAAAAACAUUCGGUUCUAAUCGCUAGUUGCUCACGGGUCUGUUGACUAACAAAUUUUAGAAGCUUUACUUCUCUUCCAUCAAAUCUCCAAGGGGGAAAAAUACAAUAGCCACACAAUAAAACUGCAAAUUGAUUCAUGUAGUUGUAUAGCCAUAUAUCAUUAAGUUAGAUACUUACUAUAAUAAGCCACAAAAAGAGAGAGGUCUUUUGUCCUAAAGACGGCUAAUCCUUGGGACGAAAAGUUCCAAAAUAACUGUAUUCUUUUUGUUUGACUUCUUUUCGGGUUAUGGAUUCAUCUCGUGAAGCUAAACACGAUCAGGAGGAGGAGAGAAGAGAAGAUGAAGCAGCUGCUUCUUUGGUGGAUGUAAAUCUCAUGGUGGUGCUUCUCUCUCAGCUUUGUACGAAGGACGACGAAGAUGAUAAGAAUUUGGAGAAAGAGAGAAGAGAUCAUGUUGCGCAUGAGAUUCGUGAUUCCAGAGCACGUGCAAACAAGAGGUUUAUGAAGGAAUCAAAGCUCAUGGAGAAAAGGACACAUGUGCUUCAACCCAUGGCUAAGGAAUUCAGGUCCAGGAGAAUGUGAAGGGUCAUCAUGACCGGUGAUCUUGUACGUGAUUGCCCUAGAAGCUGAAAGCAAUCAUCAUAUUUUUUUAAUUGCAAUCAAAAUUUUGGUAUUGAGCAUUAUGAGAAGAUGGAAAAGAUGAAGAGAGUUUUCCCAUCAAUGUAAUAUUUUCAAGUAUUUACUUUGUAAAGAACAUAUAUUAUUUGUAUCACUACAGCUAAGAUGCAGUUUUCUUUUUAACCUAACAUGGAAAAUAGGUCACACAUCACAAGUGAGAAUUUGAAGAACCCAACAAAAAUGUACACACCAAUAUAUAUUCAAGACAUUUAAGAAAUUUUUAUUUCUUACUAUGGUUUUUCAUAUAUUUUGGAAAAUUCAUUUUUUGUUUACUUAUAAAAACUAAAAAAUCUAAAAAUAUAAUAUACUGAAAAAUUUGUGUUUACGAAAUAAUGUAAGAGACUCUUUAUUUCAAUACUAUAUUAGUAUAAUAAAAAAUUCAAUCAGUGAUAUGAAAUAAAUCCUAAAAGCAUAUGACAUAACCUUAACUAAAAAUAUAUGACUUAUAAUAAAUUUAACCUUACAUUUUUCUAUUAAAAUACAAAUUAAGUUACCAAUAACUCCUUUAGGUUCAUUAUUGAAAAAACAUCCUACCAUCCAGUUAUGCAAUAUACUGGCACCAAAAACCCAGUCAAAUAAACCUCCGAUACGAACAAUAGGCCCAAACACAAGACGACUACGUGUGUAAUCUUCUCCAUGGUCGGUAGGUGACCUAAAAAUAACAUGGAACCAUGAUUAACAGCCAGUAACACCUACCUAAUCUCCCUUAAUCAAUCAUUGUUAAUUAAUAACUUUACGUCCAUAACCUAACCCACAAUCUUUUUAACUUUUUUUCUCACAACUUGAGACCAUUAGUUAUGUUAAACUUGAAUUAAUAAAUAAUUGAACUCACAUGAGAUUGUCGGAUCGGCAGUUCGGCACUGACCUUGGUCGACACAUCACACAAGUCGUGAGGUAAAUUCGGAAAUAAAACCAAAACUCGCCAGCCUACAUACUCUUUAGUAUUAAAACUUUCAUAAGUAGUUUAAU